Candoia aspera is the source of this 1011-nucleotide messenger RNA. Its product is annotated as olfactory receptor 13G1-like. NCBI's taxonomy places the organism in Eukaryota, Metazoa, Chordata, Lepidosauria, Squamata, Candoiidae. Bases 1 to 1011 code for a protein of 336 amino acids. Gene Ontology annotation, cellular component: membrane. The record is from RefSeq and is a predicted model, not a curated record. Gene Ontology annotation, biological process: G protein-coupled receptor signaling pathway. Gene Ontology annotation, molecular function: odorant binding; G protein-coupled receptor activity; olfactory receptor activity. The transcript has 2 exons.
AUGGGCAGUGGAGAAGCACAUAUUCCAGAGACCCAUCUUCAGCAGGGAGAAAACCCAGUCACUGGAUUCAGAGUUGUUGAAAUAAAAAACCAUUCAGCCAUUACAGAGUUUAUCCUGCUGGGUCUCACUGAUUCCCCUGGACUACAGGCACUUCUCUUCUGGGUGUUUGCAUUUAUAUAUGCUGCAGCUAUAGCUGCCAACUUCCUCCUCAUGCUUACUAUAUACACUUUCAAGAAACUCCACACACCCAUGUACUUCCUCAUAUUCAAUUUGUCUGUAGUGAAUAUAUUGUCUAUCUCAGUUACAACUCCCAGGUUACUCAAAAGCCUUUUGACCCAUACAAAAACAGUUUUAUUUUAUGGCUGCAUCGCACAAGUAUAUUUCUUUAUAUGGACAUUGGGGACAGAGUUGUUGCUUCUCUCAUGUAUGGCUUUUGAUCGCUAUGCUGCCAUCUGCCACCCUUUGCAUUAUACUGUUAUCAUGAGGAAAGAAGUAUGUGUUGGCAUAGUAACUUUUGUAUGGAUUACUGAAAUGCUAAACACUUCAGUACAAGUUAUACUUAUGCUGCAGCUUUCUUUUUGUGAUUCCAGUGUCAUUAACCAUUUCUUCUGUGAUAUACCUCCAAUAUUAGAUCUUGCAUGUUCAGACACCAGUAUAAUUCAUAUUAGCGCAAUCAUCUCAGAUGUUUUCUUUGGGAUUGUUACUUGUGGGUUGACUCUAACAUCCUAUUUUUUUAUACUGAGGACUAUUUUUAGGAUCCGUUCCACUGAAGGGAAGAAGAAAGCAUUCUCCACCUGUUCCUCACAUCUCUUUGUAGUCAGUUUUUACUUUUCUUCAGUCAUCUACACUUACAUCAUUUUUUCUUCUGUAGAGAAGGACAAGUUCAUUGCUCUCCUUUAUACAGUGGUAACUCCAGUUAUUAAUCCACUCAUAUAUUCUUUGAGAAACAAAGAAGUUAAAGAAGCACUGAAAAUGCUCACUGGAAAUUUCAAAUUGCUUCCAAGACCUUAA